Molecule: messenger RNA, 11645 nt
Organism: Procambarus clarkii (red swamp crayfish)
Lineage: Eukaryota; Metazoa; Arthropoda; Malacostraca; Decapoda; Cambaridae
Product: serine-rich adhesin for platelets
Molecular function (GO): protein dimerization activity
Source: RefSeq, a predicted model, not a curated record
UUUUCUGUGGAGGUUUUGUUUACAAGUUGGUGAUAGCCAGGCGGAGGCUAUUGAUUCUCUCCUCUAAUACAAGUAUAUAAUAUGACUCGAAAUAAAAGUAAACCGCAUACUAAGACUGAUAGCCAAGACAAAAAGAACUGUGAUGCUGAGAAAAAGACCAAUGGAUGUGCUAAGAAGCAAUUAAGACAGUGGGAAGCAGCCCGUCGCCAUCGUUUUAAUAACAUUAUAGAAAAGCUACGGCAAGAGCUACCAGACUGUGGGCCAAAAGCAAAAGUAGAUAUCAUUCAAACUGCUAUCGAAUACAUCCAGGAUUGCAAAGCACUGAAAGAGAGCAUAUUAACCAGUAAUGAAGCACAAGAGCUGAAAAAAGAAAUAAGGCGGCUGAUGAAGCAAGUAACAGCAUUAAAGAAGCGAAAUGCCCUGCUUGUGAAGAUAUUGCAGGAAACUGGUCUUCGUUUUGAAACAGAUGACGGAAAUGGAGAAAUUUUGUACACUAUCCAUGGGACAUGUGUUCAGAAUGACUGUAGAAAUGCAGAGGUAAGGAAGGUGACUUGUGGCCAGCAUGUUCCUGUGGUGGAAAGUGAUCCAGCGUCCGAUUGUCUUGAGCCUGCAUUUGGAGAUGACUCUAAUGAAAGCUCUAAUGUUGAAAAUAUUCAGAGAAAUGGAACACUGCCUGCUGAAAAAUUUGUAUCAGGCAAUGAUGCUAGAGUUCCUCCUAUUAUUCAUGAGGGGGAAAAUAGGAAUUCCACAGUUCAGAGUGGUUUAGACAGCGUAAAUGUUACUAAUGCUAUUUUAAAUGAUAAUCUACAAACAAAAAAUAAAGCAACUUUAUCAAAUUUGAAUAGAGCAUCCCAAAUUGUGAUACCCUCGAUUGGACAGGAAACUAACAGUAAUAUUGCUAUACCUAUUAUUAAUAACAAAGGCAACCCAGUUACAAUUUUACCACAUAAUUGUGACAAUAAACCAAAUGGAGUGGGAAGCAUUGAUACAGUGAGACUUGUACCUCAGGACCCUACAACCAAAAGGGAAUCAAAUUUACCACUUAAUUACUUAAAAGAACAAAUUUCUGUUUUGCCUCAAAAUUGUGUAAGAGAACUUGGAUCACAGGGAAAUUAUAAUUCCAAGGAAAAAAUUAUUGUAGAUGGAGUUGUUAACAAUGGUACAGUUACUGUAAAUAUUAUUGAAGAUCAAGAAGACAUUACUAGUAACUCUUCUGGAAAGCCUUUAUCACUAACAAGGAAUGUAAAAAUGGAAAUGGAGCGCUCUUCAAAAAUAUCCACUGCAAGUAAGGAGCUUUUGCUGCCAUCAUCUGAAGCAUGUUUAGUUGUGCAAGAUGUGCAACAAGUCACAAUACAAUCAGACACUCAGAAUAAUCCAGUACCUGCUGUACCCCAAUUUCCAGCCCAAGUAUCUAAUUCCUUUAGCAAUCAGCCACAAAUGGUAACCUUCAAGGUGCAAGGCGGUGGUGACAAAUUAAAUAAUAAAGGACAAAAGGUUGUUUUGUUGCAGUGUGGUAAUCCUGGAUCAGGUACAAUUCAGCUGGUACCACCUAUUGCAGAUAAUUCCCAGCUUACGUAUGUCACUCCUUCUCUCUCGAGGGUGCCCAUCAUGUCCACUGGAGUUCCGCCACCAAUUCUUCAUAGGGGAAAGAUUAUGAAGAUGAUGAAUUCUUCCCCAUUGCUUCUUCUCCCAUCUCAGCCCAUCAUUACACCAGUGCAUCAGACACCAAGGCUCAAACCAAUAGCACCCAAACCUUGUUCAUGUAAAGCUGUUUCCACCUGCCAAUCUCACAUUGCAUCAACUGGUGGCUCAUCAACAUUUGUGAAUUCUACUUUGAAGACUCUAGUUUCUCCCACUAAAAAGGAAGGAGUCCAGGCCAGUUCUAGAACAUCGUCAAAAUCGAAGCGUUUCCUACCCUUAGAAAAAUGUGAUAAACCAACAAAGCGUAAUAAGAUUGAUUGUGACUCGGGUGUACCAACAGUCUCAAAAUUUAAUCCUUUGACUACUUUACCAUCAAUUGAUCCAACUACAAAAUCUGUAUCAGCCAACCAGGUAGAAAUUUCAGAUGAACAAGGUCAAGAUCUUCAAGAAAUAUCUACUUCUACUCUAACUGGUUUGGUACACUCAGCAGGAAUAAUGGAUUGUGAUGAAGAAGAUCCACUGGGAAAUAUUAUGGAUAUUCGAGUUGACAUGCCGUGUGUUAUUGCAGAAAACAUUCGUGGAGCCACUAUGGAAACUAGCAGUCCUGCGGAUGACAGGCUUGUAGAAAUGCUGCGAUCAAUAGAGAGUGACCCAAGAUCCUGUGAUUUUUCUCCACCAGCUUCCCCUGUAACAACUUCAGAAAGUUUACUGAAGCCAACUAAAGAGUUGCAGUCACAAGAUCAAGGUGAUGUAGAAGAUCAUGUAAAUGAUGCUCACACAAGGAGUGAGAAUGAAGUAACUCUAGGGCCAUCUAAUGACAACGCAUCUAAUGAAGCUAAACUUGCAUCCUUACAAACACCUGAAGAAUCUGCAGCAGUUACUGAAGAGCUUAAUCACUUGGGAUGUCCAGUCAGCUCCCGGGGGUCCACAGACAAUUCUCUUAGUAGUAGUUCUUACAGUAUUACAGCUCUUUGUCUGUCUUCUCGACCGGCAGAAGAUGUAGAUUCACCUCUCAGGGUCAUUUCUACUCAUUCCAUAUCUACCUCUAACAAUCCCUUUGCAUCUGAAUUACCAGAUGGUCUUUCUGAAGCACAUUCUUCCAUGAUAACAUCAUCAGUUAUGACUGGUGCUCAUACUAGAGUUUCUACUCCUUUAAUACUUCCUAAUAUGGCAUAUUCUUCUGCGACUACACAGUUACUCUCACGAGAAAAUUUACCAAAGGCAUCUUCAGCACCAACCAUAUGUCAAUUGUCAAUACCAGCAGCUCUUCCACCACCAUCCAUUUUUCAUAGACCUCCAUCAGUUUUGUCAUCUAAUGCCCACUCUCUUCCUUUAGCUCUUCCACCCAUGCCUGUCCCACAUCUUCCAUCCCUCUCAACAGAUCAUUACUCAUCAGGAAUUCUCUCAUCACCAUCCAUAUCUUUAACUACUGCAAACUCUACUGUAGCCUGUAUGCCUUCUAAUCCACCUAAAGCAGUCACUGGCAGUAAUACCGUGACUCAUAUGACACUCCCUAGUCUGUUCACUACCACACACACAGUCCCAAUCUCUUUGCCAUCUCCUCCUAUUCCUAUAUCAUUGUCAUCUUCACUUUCAACUGCUUUGUCAUCACCCACAGGUAAUUCUAUGUCACUACCUUCAAUGUCUGUUCCUGCUUCACAUUCAUCAUCUAUCCCUACCUUAAUUUCACCUUCUGUUUGUACAUCAUUUUCACAUACUGUCCAUGCCUCACAGUCAUCAUCUGUGCCCAGGUCACUAGCAUCAACUGCUCAUGUUACACAUGUUUCCUCUAACUCUGUUCCAUUGACAGCCUCUGCUCAAAUAUCAUUGCCAUCAUCUAUUUCAGCCUCACUUUCAUCCGCUCUCCCCAUUACACUAGCACCACCUCUUUCCAUGCCAAUCUCAUCAUCUAUCCCAGUUUCAUCUUCAUCCACUGCUCAUAUUUCAUUGUCAUCAUCUGUUCCACUGUCACUCUCUUCUCCAAUCUCAGUUACACACCCAUCAUCUAACCCAUUAUCAUUAUCUUCAUCUGCCCCAAUUUCACUCUCAUCAUCUAUUCCACAUUCUCUCCCAUCAUCUGCAUCACUCUCACUACCUUCUUCAGUCUCAAUGCCACUCUCUUCCUCCUAUCAGAUGGCUUCUCCAGCUUCAUUUUCAUUUUCAUUAACAGCCCCCUCGACAUCAUCAUCUUGGAGUUUACCCUGCUCAACUACCACUGUAACACCUGGUGCAACAUGUACUCCAGUGGUAUUCUCAUCACCAUCAAGUUUGCCUCUUUCAACCUCUUCAAUUUUCUCUGCAUCAUUUUUGCAGUCAUUAUCUUCCACUAACACUUAUGCUCCUAGUCCCUUGCCUAGUACAGCACAUGAUCCCUUAAGUCUUCUCCCCGGAGGGACUUCAUCUGCUGGAUCUCUUCUGUCGUGCUCUGGGACUACGUUUACCACUUCAGUAGCACCACAAGCUCUCUCCACUGUGCCAACCUUAUGUUCAGAUCCUUAUGGGUUUGAGAGCUUUCCUCAUGCUUCUCCAAUGUUUCCUACACUAGGAAACAAAGUACACGAUGCUGUAAAGUCAAAUUCUCUAGGUUCCUCUUAUAGUACCCUGCCUCACUUUCCUGAGGUGUCUUCUUCAUCUCUAGAUAUUGCCUCAAAUUGUACUCUUCCUGUGACUUCAUCAUUUGCUAGUUCCUUAAUGCCUGUGUUGCCACAAAUGAAGUCUCUUAUAGGAAUGGAAGAUGACAACAGUUCAAGAUCAGUCAUUAACAAAAAAAAAGUUAAUGAAUCAAUCAUGCCAGCAAAUAAUGAAAAUUCUGUUUCUCACAGUGCUGCACAAUUGAUAGCCGUAACCCUCGACUCGCUUGUAAACCCUACAUUGCCAAUACACCAGCCAGAGUCAUCCAGUAUAGCUCGGUUAAAAAGUGAAGAAACUAAACCCACUGUUUUGGAAAAAUAUGUGGGUAAUGGUUCUUUUUGUGGAGCAACUAGGGGUCAUGGCACAGUAUCCUCAUCUUCACUGACACACUCCAGUGAGCGAGAGAAACAAACACCUGUAGUCAAAAUUAGUAACAGUCAGCCCAAGCAUCAUAGUAAACUGUUCUCAAUCAAUCAAACUCCAGUUUCUAUAACUCAUACUUCAUUAGGAUCUUCCGUAGUAUCACAUUCAUCAAAUGGUCUCCAGGAACAAACGUCAACAUUUACUGCCCAAGCUGUGCCAGAGGUAGAUGACAUUCAAGGUAAGAUACAGGAAUACCAAGGAAAGACCCCUGCUGCAGUUUCAAAAAUUAUUGAACAUCAUGCUGGAUCUAUUUCUAAAAGUCCUUCAUCGGUUUCUUUGGCAAAUGACGGGAAUACUCAAACAAUGUUAAAUUUGGACAAAGAGUCAGUUGAGCAUCUAGUUCAAAGUUCAAAGAGAGAUGUUGCUGCACACAAACUUGAUAAAGAUCAACGAGGAACUAAAGAGAAGUCUGCUAAUGAUUACAGUAUGCACACUAUACAGCAAAUAUCUGAAAGCUAUAAAAAAAAGAUUACAUCUAGCACAAAUCUUCAUGGCAUGCAAAAUUGCCCACAAGAGGAGUCUGACCAAUCCAACCAUAAAACAAUGGAGGCAAAAGUAGCUAUCCAUUCAGACAAAUUUGUACCUGGAGAGCACAUAGGAAGAAAUAUUGCCUCAAUAGAUGAACAUAUACAGGCCAGAUCAGAGAAGCAGCAACCAAGUUCACAAAGUCCACCUCAUUUGGCAGACAAUUCACUCUCUAUGCAGCAACCUAAACCAGCUUCAUCUUCACAAACACUGGAUAGUUCAUCUCAACCAGCCAUAGUCAUUUCCGCUUCUACAUCUGCAUCAUCACAGCAUGAAUUCGGGCAACAAUUAUCAAGUACAAAUGCACAACAACAGAGUCCUCAAGUUAGCAGCAAUGGAGUCCCGUAUCCUAGAAAGCAUGACCAAGUUGUUGCCAGCCCUAGACAUGAAUGUGACAAGCUAAGUCAAAUUCAACUGGGAACUCAUUCAAAAUCUAUUUCAUCGCAUCAGCAACAUCCUCAGCAACAGCAGAAGCAACCACAGCAGCAGCAGCAACAACCACAACAGCAGCAGCAACAACAACAGCCGCAGCAGCAGCAACAACAGCAGCAACAACAACAUCAGCAACAACAACUUAACCAUCAACAGCCACAACAGACAAAUGACUCGGUUGUAUCCCAGAGAUCUCCAGCUAAUACACAGACAAUACCACCUCAGACUCAUUCUCAACACCAGCAGUCUAUUGUUAAAUAUCAAGCUAAUCAUAAACAGGGACCACAGCAGCCUGCAAGUAAUACCCAGCAACAACAGCAGCACCAACAACAGCACCAACAACACCAACAACAACAACAACAACAACAACAACAACAACAACAAAAGCAGCAGCAGCAACAGCAACAACAACAACAACAGCAGCAGCAGCAACAACAGCAGCAGCAUCAACAGCAACAGCAGCAACUCCAGCAACAACAACAACAGCAACAACAACAUCAACAUCCAGGACAUCAUAGAGCACAACAACAUACCACUGCAACUCACAGCCAGUCUCAUAUGAAUCAGAAUCUUCAGAAACAUCAACAGUCUCAAACACAGCAAUUGGCACAGCAACAGCGACAACAGCAAAAUGCUGCUGUUCAGCAACAGCAAGUGGGUGGGCAUCCACUUAUUUCCCAUAAUAGUAAUAUCGUGCCUGGCAUAGGUACCUCUAUUGUAGGGGAAGUUGCAGAUGUUUUAGGUGACAAGAGCACAACAGGUUCACUACCGGGAGCAGUGAUGCAGGCAUCACAACAACCCGGAAUGGUUUCAAUGCCUUAUCAUCCCCCCAUGGUCUCUGCUCCUAGUUAUAUGCAACCACCUACCUAUGACUAUAAUACUUAUUGCCGCAAGAUGCCCCACUCGCCAAGAUCUGAGGGACGUCAUCAAUGCUAUGGUUAUGGGAAACAGCAUCAAUACCAGCAUGGUGAUUUGUUACCUCCUGACCCUACUAUGAUGCCUGAUCCCCGCCUUCCACACAACCCACCCAUGCCAAUGCCAGGAACUUUCAUAGAAGCUACUGAUGAUCACACACCAAUGCGUCCUGAGCCAGCUUCUGAACAUGUUCGAUGCUUCUCUGUAAGUCAUUUGGUUAGUCAAGCUAGUGAACCCCGCAAGGGAUCAGUCAAUGGACAGCAAAAAGACAGUUCAGGAUCUCAGUCUGAAGAUAAAUCUAAAGAUUCGCCACGUAGCAAGUCCAGUACCAGGAAGUCGGAGAGCAAGUCUCGUGGAAAUGGAAGUGCCAAAAACAGCUCUCAGACUGAUUCUCAGUCUCGCCGUAGAAGUCCUGCUAGAGGCUCCCAGCAGGGCAAUACUAGUUCGGUAUCAACAGUGAUGUGGGGAAAUAAGUCUUCAUCGGCCCACAAACAAGGGCACAAUUACUCUGCAGAAGCCCUUCUUAGUACACAGAACUAUGGUCGAGCUACUCAUCGUCCUCCUGCAAAUCAAAAUUAUCCUAUAAUGACUCCUAAUCAAAUGUAUCAGAGUAAUUACUCACCACAGCAAAUGAAAAAUUUUGUACCAAAUACAUCAUUUGGAUACACAGGUCAUGAUAGAAGUGGUCAAAGUGGAUGUAACCCUGAUUAUAAUUUUCAACUUCACACACAAUCAUCGGGAUCACUAGCAUACACUGGUAACAUGGCUUACAUGACCACUGGCUAUCCAUACCAAAACCUGCCAUCGUCGUCAUCGUCAAUGCUGUCGGGAGAGAUUAUGGCACCACCUCAUCCGACGGGGUCAUACCAUCGCUUUCAUGAGUUUCCAGCUGACCAAAGUAAUUUUCCUCCAAAUCCAACAUUCUCACUACCUCUAGAUCCACAAGAUGUGUGCAGUGGAGGAGGACUGAUGGGAGCCAGUGGUGCCAUGGCUGUUCGUGCCCCCCAUGCCGACAUGCAGCUGGUUCCUUCAUCUUCAGUUUCAUCAUCUGUAGCUUACUCAAGAUCAAAUUCAAACCGUAGUAGUGGCAACAUUGGUUCAAGUACUAGUAUUGGAGGAAGUAUUAGCAGCUCUAGUAAUCAUGGAAUUGGAAGUAGCAGUGGAGUCAGUAGCAAACGACCACGUUAUGGAGAUACUAACAUGGUGGGUGGGGGAAUGGGGGGAUCUUCCAAUCUUUUAGAAGGUGGGGCACUCUCUCAUAUCUCUCUCCAUUCUUUUACACCACCUUGUGAUGACCCAACACUGGUCCACUCAAAUCUCUUUCCUGGAACUGGCCCUCGUCAUCAAGGCAACUUCCUUUUGGGCCCUGAUAACCUCAUGCCUAUAAACACUGGUCAGUAUCCUGGAAGCAGCAGUGGAACUGGAGCAGGUGGCACUAGUCAGCUAGGAGCAGGAGUAGCUGGGCCUCCAGGAACACGAACCAGCUCAUCUGUAGUUCUACCACCUGGGGCACCUGGACAUGUUCCUUUCAGCCCCUUACGCAUGAUGGAUCGCCAGCAGGUUAAUAUGGCACCUCCUGCUGCUCCACAUCUUUCCUCAUCGUUGUCAAACUUCAACUUAACAAGCAUCAUUCCAGAAAUAGAUGGGAAGAGUGGAGAUAAUAGUGGAAGUAUGGCAUCAUCGUCUCGUGGGGGAGGACUUGGAAACAAUGAGGUACUUAGUGCAACUAUACCAAGCCAAGCACGCCUUCCUCCGAUGCCUUCAUCACUCCUGCCGCCUUCUGAGCCACUUAAGGGCCUUCAGUCAGAUACAAAUAGAUUACCUCCAGCUGUGCUUAACAACUCUAUGAAUAAUAUCUUCACCCAUCCUCCACAUCAUCAGGUUGGCAUAGGCCUGAACUCCUCCUUACCAUUACCACCGACCACAUUCUCUGGCAUCAACUUCCCAACACCUGACCAUUGAUUAUCGUCGUAUUUCCAGGUACUGAAAGUUUGGUGUUACACAGAACAGGUGCGGCCGUCUUAUUGUUGCAAACCAAUAGAAAAUAAGCACUCUGUUGAACUAUUAAUUUUUUCUGGUAAUGUACAGUUCUCCAGGAUUUGGGAAUUAUUUUUCUAUCAUUUCUCUAGACUUGAAAGUUACAGGGAAGAAUUUGUGUAAUAAUUUGUUUGUUAUGUAUUAAGACUGUUAAGAGUUCUGAACAUAAGCUACUGUUACUGGCUGUAUGAUUAUGGAGUUGAGAAUUGUAGAGGAAUUACAUUACUAUGUUAAGUGUAGGCAAUGCAUAAAACAUGAUGGUAAUUAUAUAUUUUAGUAUUGAAUGGAUUCGGUCAGUAAAUGAUAUCUGCUCAUUCUUCAGGUCAGCAAUUUCUGCAGCUUUGAAUGGGACUGUUAGUGUGAAUAUUGUUGCACACUAACAGCCCCAUUCAAAGCUGGAGAAGUUGUUGACCUGGAGAACAUUCAGAGAUUGUUUACUUCCCAAAUCCAUUCAAUAAAAUAUAUAAAUUAUUAGGAAUGUUUAAAAUUUCUAAACCUGUAUUCUCUACAGCACAUGCAAAGGAGGUAAUAUUUUACACGGAAAAUGUUAAGAGGGACUGGUUCUAAAUCUGCAGACAGUAAUAACUGCUCUUGAGACCAGGAAGCAUGGCAGAAAGUGCAAAAUAGCCCCAAUGAAAAGCAUGGUUGCAAAAGGUAUGCUAUGAGACAAUUCUAUCAACAUUAAGGGACCAAACCUUGUUCAAAAGAGUACUUGAUAAACACCUCCAAAGGAUACCUGAUCAACUAGGCUGUGAUUCAUAUAUCAGACUGCGAGCAGCAGUGUCUAAGACCAGACUGCCAACCAGAAAGCCUGGUCAAAUACCGGGCUGCAGGGACAUUGAUUUUCGGAAUCAACAACAGAUAGGCAACAGGUAGGUAGACAUAGUGCAGAUGAAUAGGAGACAUGGAAUGGAAUUGUGGACAAUUUCUUUCUCAAACUUAUAAAUAUCUCUUCAUAAAUUAUUGAAUAAAGAGCACACAGUGCUACACUAUAAUAGCCACAUAAUGAAAGAGCUUAUUUUUCUACCAGUGUUAUUAUAUUGAAGAAAUGGCUAAUGCUACAGUAUACUGUAUAUUCAAUGCAGUUUUGAAAUGAACGCAGUGUGCGUCUUGGGUGGAAUGUGUGAUGCCUUGAGGGGCUCAAGUCGACAAGCUGCUGGUUUUCCACUUCAACCCUCAAGUGGUAUGACCUGCUGGCUGGACAAAUAUUGCAGAUGAAAUGCAAUAUUUUGUUAUUGACAAUUGAAACAAUUUCUAUGACAAAAACGACAUGUAUAGAAGGAAUGUUGUAUAUCUGUCAAGGGCAGAGGUGAUUGAGGGGGCUAUUUGUCAGGAUGUACACUACUAAACUAAAAGAUAAGCAUCUGGGUUUGUUCCAGUGAGUGGAGGUCGGUAAACAUGAUAUCCAAUCUAUGAAAGUGGAAGAAAAGAGAUAUGAGGAUUUAGGAUUUUCAAAAGUUAUUCUUGAAACAGUGAUAAUAGAGUGGAACACAAGAAUAAAUAUUAUAAUGAACUAAAGGAAUAUUAUAUAAAUAGUAGGAGUACAGUAUUAGGAAAAAUAGUUUAUACUGAAAUAAUAAUUUUAUUGCAAUCACAGAAAAAUGGGUGUCUAGAAAAUAUGGAUCAAUUCCAAAUACGAAAUUAAGGGAUACAAGUUAUUUCACAGCAGAAUGCAAAUUAAAUGAGGAGCAGGAAAUAGCAAAAUAAGUUGGAGAAAAUUGUGAAGGUGUCAAACAGGGUAUAAAAACUGCAUCAACAUGUGGUCAGACAAAUUUCCAUAUAUUCCUCUCACUGCUGUCAUAUCACACUCGUACUUCAAGUCAAUACUUUUCAACCAGCAUGUAAGUUAAGGGAUAUUUGGCAUAAAAUGCUUACCACAAAUUGAUUUAUAGAACAUGGGGUAGUAUGGCUACAUAGACAUGACAAAAAAUGACUGUGACAAGUAUAUGGGUGUUAGAAAGAAUGAUGGGGUUAAUGUAUUAAAUUAGGAUGAAUAUUUAAAUAUGUAGAUGAGAGCUAUUCAUUACACUUUUCACUACCACACUUGACAUAUUUGGGAAGCAGCAUUUUGGCUGCAUGUAAACUGAGAGGAUAUUAGUAAUACAGUACUAAUUAUUACUAGUAACUCGUCUCUCUCACAGAUUAUGCAGUAUUUUCCAAUUCUCAUAUCCAGGUAGAAUUCAUUAAUGUUUAACUGACAUCACUGAAACAUUAUAGGAAUACUGUACUGUACAUAUGUUUAUAUUUAUGGUGAUGUUUCUGAUUGACUUAUGGAAUUUGUUAAUACAGUACAGUGUAUAACAAAAUGCAUUUGAAAAAACAGCUUAAUGAAAAAAAAAAUGUAUACAGUGUAUAGAAGUAAUUGUGAUGGUGUGUUUCCACAGAAAGACUACUGCAUUUGUCAGUCACACAAUACAGUAUAGAGUUUUGAGUCUAAGGUUAUCUUAAACAAUUGUUCUGUGAUAGUAAUAUAUAUGUAUAUAUAUUACUAUGUUUAAGGGUGUUAGUGUUGGAUUUUAUUAAACCAGUCUAAGGCAAUGAUAUAUUGAAUCAUAGAAGUGAUUUAUCAUCUCCCAUUGUUAUGUCUAUUUAUAUUCUCAAACUUCUUUGUUUUUGGUCUUCUUACACUUCUUUCUGUCUUGACUUUUCUUGAGGAUCUUACUCUUCUUUCUUGUAUAUUAUUAAUUCUUAGAAAAAAGGUUGUAACUGCUCCUUGAUAUUAAAAUUGAUGUAAAUUUUCUGAACGUUCACAUACAAUAUUUUUCAUGUUUAAAAUGUGAAAGCAGGGCUGAAAUGUUGUUUUGAAAGAUCAAACAAAGUAUUUUGAUAUAUAAAUAGUUUUUCUUUCAAAAAUUGGCAUAUGAAAGACCUGUAUAAAAUGUUGAACAUUUUAUAAUAAAUCACAGCAGAUCAUAUAAACAUAUGCUGGAGGAAAGAUCAUAGCUACAACACUACAAUAAAAACUUUAAUGUAAAUGUAAUAAAACAAGCUCCACUUAGUUAUAUAGAUAAUUGUUAUUUAUGAAUAAAUAUUUACAUAGA